UCAGUACGUCGGCUUUAAAGCCGUGGCAAAUUCAUACCAUUGAAUUAUUAGAUGCAUCCGAUCUGCCUGCUUCUCGACUCAACAUAUCUUUCCCCACCAUGCUGACCUGGGAUCGAGUACGACCACCACAGGAAUACCUCCACGGAUGGAGAUUUGGUGCUAUCAAUUGUGCUAUUACAGCCACCGUUAUCUUUCUUGUUAACUUAAUUAUUACUAUUGUAUGCACUACAUAUCAGAAAAAAGGGGUGCUUUAUUGGGGAGACUGCAACAAAGUUGAGAAAAUCAACAGUAUAUUGCAUUGGAUUAUUAAUCUUCUUAGUACUGCAUUACUUAGUUCAAGUAACUACAGCAUGCAGUGUCUUUCAGCGCCGACAAGAAAAGACGUAGAUAUUGCACAUGGCCGCGGAAAGUGGCUUGACAUCGGUAUUUUAAGCGUUCGUAACUUACGUUGCAUUAACACAACACGAGGUAUACUCUGGAUUGUUUUGAUGCUCUCCUCACUUCCCCUUCAUUUACUUUAUAACUCGGUUGUAUACAUGUCACUCACCUCAUCUUCUUAUCGCGUGCACGGAUUUGUCGAAUCGGCUACAGUCCAUGGCCUUCCUGCUUUACAAAACCUGACUACCUCCAAUGGCUUUGAGCGACUUUCUGUUCUCGAUUGUUUCAAUGCCUACGCUACGGAAAUGCAAACAAGUUGGGGAGAGCUUUAUCUGAUAGCUCGGGAUGAGGAUGCCUUUCUACCGUCCAAUGUAAAACCUAUAUGGGCGGGCAUUUACAUUCUAGGUAACGGUGGUGGCAUCAUCUCCUCUCCGAACUAUUUGUCCAGCCAUUUUUCAUGGAUGUGUGAAAAUUCACAAGGAUCCCGCUGCAUUCCAGAUACUCAAAAGCUCCGUGAAAACGCCACGAAAGGGUAUAUUGCAGGAUAUCAGGUUCAAUACUGCAUAAGCAAGAAGGUGCAGCGUAGUUGCAACGUUUAUUGGAACACGCAAAUUGCAAUUAUAGUCACAGUUCUUAACUUUCUAAAGGCUGUCUUGAUCUAUUAUACCGCAUUUUGGACUCGAGAUAAGCCUUUAAUGAGUAUUGGAGACGCAGUGAUCUCGUUUCUACAAACUCCGGAUCCUACAACAAUCAACAUGUGUCUCGUCUCGAAACACAACUUUGCAAAAGCAAAGUAUAACUUUGAUGCUGGGCAAAGGCGCUGGCAAAGUAAAAAGUACCUUUGGAAAGAUGCACCGAGUAAAACACGCUGGAUCCUCUUCUUGUUAUUGCUUAUCCUCGCGAUUGCGUUUGCUUCGUACCUACUUUGUCUUGGUAUCCAAGACUUAGGUUUAAGUAGAGAAGAAAGUCUCAAAAUCUUCAAAACUCUAGGCUUUGCCGCUUUGGACCCUCGAGCGGUGAAGCGAUACCCUAACAUUCGCGGAGUUUAUAGCUACACCUUUCUCGCCAACAUUCCGCAGGUCAUAGUAUCUCUUAUCUAUUUCUCCUAUAAUAGCUUGUUUACGAGCAUGCUUCUAGCUUAUGAGUGGUCAACAUAUUCGUAUAAGAAAAAGGGAAUCAGAGUAUCUGUCAAAGCGGAGGGUGCCCAGCGGUCAUCAUACUUCCUUUCCUUGCCAUAUCGAUUCGCGCUACCCCUCAUGGCGAUUAGUAGCAUCUCGCACUGGCUGGUAUCACAAAGCGUUUUUUUUGUUGCAUUCUUCAAUCCAGACAAUCUUGGCGUAGUGGACCCUUUUGUUUACAGCUUUGGAUACUCUCCUAUUGCAAUCAUAAUUACCAUUUCGGUCGGAGUGACGAUUCUGAUCACAACAAUUGGAUUCGGAUUUAUCCCGUACAAACCAGGAACCAACUUAGUCGGAAGCUGUAGCGCCGCCAUAAGCGCAGCAUGCCACACCUUACCCACUCAAAAAUGUCAAGGGAACCAACUCAUCUACAAAAAGAUCCAAUGGGGUGUUGUGGGAAAACGUUCAGACGGCGUAGGACAUUGCUCUUUCUCAGACGAAGCGGUGGAGUUGCCUCAAAAAGGCGAAGUCUACGCUGGUUCACGCGUACCUGGUUUGCUUUCGGACAAUCGGCCUAUCGGAUCGUCGCCACACAUCUCCGCCAACCUUGUGAGCAAAAAGGAGAUUUAA
Periconia digitata is the source of this 2126-nucleotide messenger RNA. The record is from the annotation of a GenBank genome assembly. Lineage: Eukaryota; Fungi; Ascomycota; Dothideomycetes; Pleosporales; Periconiaceae.